GCUAUCCUUGUUUUCACACUUCAUCUGCACUUCUUCUCUUUUUAACUUUAGCUUCUCUGAAUAUGGCUGAAGCCUUACUUGGAGCUGUGUUUGAGAAUUUACUCUCUAUGGUUCGAAAUGAAUUUGCAACCAUUUCUGGAAUCAAGGGUAAGGCUGAAAAGCUGUCACGCACUCUAGAACUGAUCAAGGCUAUUGUAGAAGAUGCUGAGGAGAAACAAAUAACUAACCGAUCCAUAAAGGUAUGGCUGCAGCAACUCAAAGAUGCUGUUUACAUUCUAGAUGAUAUCCUUGAUGAAUGUUCCAUAGAAUCCCUUCGACUUGGUGGAUUGUCCUCUCUGAAACCAAAGAACAUCAAGUUCCGCUAUGAGAUUGGCAAAAGGCUGAAAGAUAUUACAAGGAGAUUUGAUGACAUUGCUGAAGGUAAGACCAAGUUCCUUCUACAAGAGGGUGUUAGGGAAAGGCCAGCUGAAGUAGCUGAAUGGCGCCAAACCAGCUCAAUCAUUCCCCAACCUCAAAUAUAUGGACGACAAGAUGAUAAGGAGAAGAUUGUGGAGUUCCUUCUCAGUCAAGAACGCGACUCUGACUUCCUUUCCGUCUAUCCCAUAGUUGGUUUAGGUGGAAUGGGGAAAACAACACUUUCUCAGAUGGUCUACAAUGAUAAUAGGGUGAGUGACAAUUUUAACCCAAAGACAUGGAUUUGCGUUUCUGAGAAUUUCUCUGUCAAGAGAAUUUGUUGUUCCAUUGUAGAAUCUGUCACAGGAGAAAAAUAUGAUGCCUUGGGUUUGGAUGUAAUAGAAAGAAAAGUGCAAACACUGUUACAAAGUAAAAGAUAUUUGCUGGUUCUGGACGAUGUGUGGAACAGAAAUCAAGAAAUGGAAUUUGGAUUAAGUCAAGAGAAAUGGAACCAGUUGAAAUCUGUUCUGUUGUGUGGAUCCAAAGGUUCGUCUGUUUUAGUAUCCACUCGUGAUAUGGAUGUUGCAGCAAUCAUGGGAACAUGCCAAGCUCACUGUUUGCGUGGUCUAUCUGUGGAUGAUUGUUGGUUGUUGUUCAAGCAAUAUGCAUUUGGAGCUAACAAUGAGGAGCGUGUUGAGCUUGUAGCUAUAGGCAAGGAGAUCAUAAAAAAGUGUGGGGGAUCACCUCUUGCAGCACGAGCAUUAGGAGGUCUCUUACACUCAAGGAAUGAGGAAAAGGAAUGGGUUGAAGUUAAAGAAAGUAGGCUUUGGAAUUUACAAGAUGAAAGAUGUAUUUUUCCUGCCUUGAGGUUGAGCUACUUUCACUUAACUCCAACUUUGAGGCAGUGUUUUGCAUUCUGUGCCAUAUUUCCCAAAUAUACAUUCAUCGACAAGGAAGAUCUGAUCUUUCUUUGGAUGGCCAAUGGGUUUAUCUCAUCUAGGGAAAACAUGGAGGCAGAACAUGUUGGUAAUAUGAUUUGGAAUGAAUUGUAUCAAAAAUCAUUCUUCCAUAUUAUCCAUAUAAGUGAUGAAGGAGAUACUACUUUCAUAAUGCAUGACCUUGUCCAUGAUCUUGCUCAAUCUAUCAUGGGGAAUGAAUGUGUGAUUUUGAAGAAUGCAAACAUGACAGAUUUGUCUUCAAGCACACACCAUGUUGUUUUAGAUCCUAGUUCAGAAAAGUUAUCAUUCAAUAAAGGAACUUUCGAGAAAGUUGAAUCUUUACGAACAGUAUAUCAGCUACAAUUUUCCAUUAGAGAAAUUUCGGCAUGCUUCCCAACACACCACGCUCUUAGGGUAUUACGGACACGUUCUUUCAAUCUAUCACGACUCGGGAGUUUAAUUCAUUUGAGGUAUUUGGAGCUUUGUGAUUUUGAGAUAAAAUCCUUGCCUGACUCAAUUUGUAACUUGCGGAAAUUGGAAAUCUUGAAAUUGAAAGAGUUGCGCAAACUUAUUUGUCUACCUGAACACUUGGCUUGCUUACAGAAUCUGAGACAUCUUGUCAUUGAAAAUUGUGAUUCAUUGUCAUGUAUGUUCCCUAACAUUGGAAAAUUAUCCUGCUUGAGAACAUUAAGCGGAUACAUUGUCAGUUCAAAGAUAGGGCAUAGCUUGGCAGAAUUACAUGAUUUAAAACUGGGAGGAGAGAUGCACAUCACAGGCCUCGAAAAUUCUGGAAGUUCAUAUGAAGCUCAAGAGGCCAAUUUGAAAGGUAAAGAGGACCUCCGCGAAUUAUGGUUGACAUGGAAUAACAAGUUUCAUGCUACUAACCCCGAUCAAGUACUUGAAGCGCUUCAACCUCACUCAAAUCUUAAGAAGUUGAGAAUAUAUGGCUAUGCGGGACUAAAAUCUCCGAGCUGGAUUGGAAUGCUCAACAAUUUAGUUGAUUUUCAACUUCAUCAUUGCAAUGAAUGCUUGCAACUUUCAUCGCUUGGUAGACUUCCAUCUUUAAGAAAACUUAAAUUACGGUAUGUGAAUAAUAUCCAGUGUAUGGAUGAUGAUGAAUCUUACAAUGGUGUGGAGGUGAAAGCUUUCCCGUCUUUGGAGCAACUCUCAUUAUAUGAUUUACCCAAGUUAGAGAUGUUGUUGAAAGUGGAAAGAGGGGAGAUGUUUGCCCGUCUUUGUAGUUUGCGAGUUAGAAGGUGUCCUAAACUUGAGUUGCCAUCAUGCAUUCCAUCACUUACAAGCCUCUAUUUAUGCGAGUAUACAAAUGAGCUACUGAGGUUUUUCUCCCGUUUCACUGGUAUUACCUCCCUCUGCCUUAAGAAUGGCCAAGAAGACCUGCCAUCCCUCCCAGUAGAAUCACUGGCUUGUCUUAAAAAUCUGGACAUAUAUGCUUUCCCAAGAUUAAAGGAGUUACCAGGUGAACUCUUCAACAAUCUAAUCGCUUUGGAGCAUCUGGAAAUCCGUCGGUGUGAUGAGCUCGAGUCUUUGCCAGAGCAAGGUUGGGAAGGUCUUCGCUCCCUUCGAACUCUCCACUUUUCAAAUUGUGAAGGAUUGAGAUCCUUGCCGGAUGGUGUUCGACACCUCACUUCACUUGAGACUCUAACUAUUUGGGGAUGCCCAACAUUGAAGGAGCGGUGUAAAGAAGAAACUGGGGCGGAUUGGUACAAGAUAGCUCAUGUUCCACAACUAGAAAUUAAAUGAUGAAGAAGCAGGCACGUUUUGAAGUGUGCUGACUUAUCUUAUCUGCUUCUUCCACCACUGCUUUCAAUUUGGAUGUGGCACUCUUGAUACCAUGUGAGAGUGAGUGUUUGGCUUGCUGAAUCCAUUCAAAACAAUGUUAGUGGACAGAGAACUUUUAAUCUUCUUCUUCA
Lotus japonicus is the source of this 3262-nucleotide messenger RNA. RefSeq names its product putative disease resistance protein RGA1. NCBI's taxonomy places the organism in Eukaryota, Viridiplantae, Streptophyta, Magnoliopsida, Fabales, Fabaceae. The record is from RefSeq and is a predicted model, not a curated record. The coding region runs from base 63 to 3092 and encodes 1009 amino acids. Gene Ontology annotation, biological process: defense response to other organism. Gene Ontology annotation, molecular function: ADP binding. The transcript is spliced from 3 exons.